CCGAUCUGAGAUUCUCAGGCGAAGAUUUUGUAUCUUUUUUUCCGGUAACAAUCGCUCUUGGCCGUCCAAUUUCUAGUGGUUCAUUCUUGGAAGACUUGGUUGAUCGGAGAUAAAAAUGAAGCCAGUAAUAGGCACAGUGGUAUCGAACAAGAUGCAAAAGUCGGUGGUCGUCGCCGUCGAUAGACUCUUCCACAACAAGCUCUACAACCGCUACGUCAAGCGUACUUCCAAAUUCAUGGCGCACGACGACAAAGACGCUUGCAACAUCGGCGAUCGAGUGAAAUUGGAUCCAUCAAGGCCAUUGAGCAAGCAUAAGCAUUGGGUUGUUGCAGAAAUCAUCAAGAAAGCUCGAAUCUAUUCACCUCAGGCUGCUGCUGCUGCCGUUGCUGCUUCUGCUUCUGCUUCCUCAGCCUCCAUUGCUGACUCUUCUGCUCAGUCUCAGAUUCCUCCAUCAUCUACUACUUAAAGUUUUGUUAGGAGAAACGUGCAUGGAAUGGGAGAGAUGUCUAUGAAACAACAUAGGCACUGUACUCGAAGUUGAUGCUUUUUGAUCAUGUCUGUGGUAUUAGGUUUCCUGAGAUGAUUAUUAGUUAUAUGAUGAUAAUAACACUGUUAAGAAACUCGAUCUUCUUAUGUCAUUUUGGUAAAUUAGUGCAUUCAUGUUUCAGCAAAAGUGUGAGAUACUGAUGAGUUGUUGCUAAAUUUUUUUGUCAUUU
This is a messenger RNA of Capsella rubella, 716 nucleotides long. RefSeq names its product 30S ribosomal protein S17. The transcript has 3 exons. Gene Ontology annotation, biological process: translation. Bases 116 to 466 code for a protein of 116 amino acids. Lineage: Eukaryota; Viridiplantae; Streptophyta; Magnoliopsida; Brassicales; Brassicaceae. The record is from RefSeq and is a predicted model, not a curated record. Gene Ontology annotation, molecular function: structural constituent of ribosome. Gene Ontology annotation, cellular component: ribosome.